AUGACAAGACAAGCAGCCAACUUAAGUCGUAAGACAAUAAAAGCUGACUGUUUUCAUUACCGAAUAUUGGUUGGAUGUUUUUGGAUGAUUUUCCAAGCAAACACUCUCGUUAAUGAACAAAGAUUACUUAUUUAUGUUGAAAGUGAAAUCUUCGGAUGUGGGCAAAAUUCAACGUGGAAAUGUUUGGGAAACUUUCUUUCUUCAUUGACGACGGCUAAACAUGGAUAUCUAUGUUAUGUACAAUUGACUUAUGUUUACACUUCAGCUUUUCAAUCAACAACUAUACAUGUUGCCGCUUCUUCAGUUAUGACCAUUAAUAUGUUAGGAAAUCGAAGAUCACAUCGUUGGGAGAGUCUAAAGUUGACAUUAUCAUUCACUUUACUCGCAAUCAUAACCGUGCCUCUCGAUACACAACAAACAAAAGUUAUUUUUGUUUACUCAAAACAUUAA
Clunio marinus is the source of this 450-nucleotide messenger RNA. Lineage: Eukaryota; Metazoa; Arthropoda; Insecta; Diptera; Chironomidae. The record is from the annotation of a GenBank genome assembly.